AUGAAGAACCACAGCACCGUCACUCAGUUUAUUUUCACUGGCCUGUCUGAUGAGCCCCACCUGGAGGCUCUGCUCUUUGUGCUCUUCUUGAUAAUUUACAUUCUGACCAUAAUGGGGAACCUGAUGAUGCUGCUGGUAAUCAGGACUGAUUCCCGUCUCCACACACCCAUGUAUUUCUUCCUGAGUAAUCUGUCAUUCUUGGAUCUCUGCUUCUCCACUGUAACUGUGCCCAAGCUCUGGAGCAGUAGCAGUGGAGGGGGCAGGCCUUCCAGCUGCUGCCACAUUGCAGAUGAAGUUCCCAAUGUUUACAUUUUCCGGGGCCUUUGCAAACAGGCCAGGCCAGAAAGAUUCAACAUUGACAGUGACGGCCUUAUUGAUUUUCUUCUCUGUGACGAGUCAGGCAAGCUCAGAGACGGAGGCCGUAGUGCAGUGACAGUGCCAGAACAUAGUCCUACACACUCGGAUCUGAGCAGAGAACCCCACACUCCAACAGGUCAACUAGUCCAGGAAGUGAGAUUUCAUGUGUUAGCCCUCAUGGCAGAGAACAGAGACCUGGUAGAGCUGAUGGUCAGCCAGGGAGAGCAUGAUCAAGAUGGAGCUGUAACUUCAGCCCCCUCCUCCGAAUCCCACACUUCUGACUGUGACCUCAAGCAUGCGGAGGGCAUCAUCAAAGGCGAACUCACGCUUGAGCUCGAGCAACAGCCAACGGUAACAGAAGAAGAGAUCAUCAGCACCAGCUUCUUGCAGGUACUGGUAGAAUUCAGGGUCAGCAUGCCGCAGCAGCAGCUUGAGGUGGGCAAAUUUGGUAACCAUAGCAUGGCCAUCAGGAUGGAAGUUUGCAGACAGGCGCUUCAUGAUGCCACAAAAGCAGACAAAGGCAUGACCCUCAUCGUCCAUGACAGCGAGAAUGGAGACGUGAUCUGGGGGUCUACAGCGAAAGAACGGAACUCGGGAGGCAAGAUGCUCUCACACUUCAUGACUCUGACCCGCACCACCUCCCGCUCCUCCUCCUCAGCCCCUGCUGCUUGUAUUCCUCCCCCAGGCGGAGGGCCUCCAGAUGUAGCCCAGUCCGAAGACCCUAAGGCAGUUGCCAUCCUGCCUCCGCCCUGUCAGGAUGACGACAAGGCUCUUAUGUUUUCUUACCUGAUGAGGGAGCAGUCUAGUGAUUAUGAGAACCAGACCACCUGGUUGAUCUUGGUGGGCUUUGGGGAACUGCAACACCUGGGUUUCCUCCCCUUCACUCUCUUCCUAGCUAUCUAUUUGGUGACAGUUGGGGGUAACACCCUCAUUGUGCUUGCUGUGGCCUCUAGUCAGAAUCUCCAAACACCUAUGUAUUUCUUCCUCUGCCACUUCUCGCUGCUGGAAAUCGGCUACACCUCCAACAUCGUUCCUCGGCUUCUGUGGAGCUUCCUGGAAGGCAAGGAAGCUAUCUCAUUGGUCAGCUGUCUGGUCCAGUUCUACAUAUUUGCCUCGCUCGCUGCAGCUGAGUGCCUCCUUCUCUCUGCCAUGUCCUAUGACCGUUACUUGGCCAUUUGCCACCCCCUUCACUACCCUAUCCUGAUGAGCACCUGGUUGUGUGGCUCCCUGGCCAGUGGGGCCUGGCUCAGUGGCUUCAUCUUCUCUGCCUUCACUCUGGCCCUAGCAGCUCCUCUGCCACUCUGCCCUGGUAUCAAGGAAAUCAACCACUACUUCUGUGACUUUGCUCCAGUUGUAGGGCUGUUCUGUGGAGAUGUAAAUAUCAUGUGGGGAGCUGGGGUCAGCAUUUCAGGCUUCCUGACACUGGCUCCUUUCCUGUUGAUUGUGGCAUCCUACACCCUCAUCCUGAGGACUGUGCUGCGAAUUCCCUCAAGUCAUGGGAGACAAAAAGCCUUCUCUACUUGUUCCUCCCACCUUAGUGUGGUUGGAGUGUUUUAUGGUACCCUCAUUGUGGUCUAUGUGGCCCCAACAGAUCAUAUGCCCGCCUUGCUCCGAAAGGCCUUCUCUGUCCUCUACACUGUGCUUACCCCAAUGAUCAACCCCAUCAUCUACAGCCUCAAGAAUCAAGAGGUAAAAUGGGUCCUUCAUAAACUCUGGAGACAGUUCAUAUCAGACUGUACCCCACUGAGGGGGACAGGACGGCAAUUGACUUCUUCCUGGAUUCCAUGUUAA
Elephantulus edwardii (Cape elephant shrew) is the source of this 2148-nucleotide messenger RNA. RefSeq lists its product as uncharacterized. The transcript is spliced from 7 exons. Gene Ontology annotation, molecular function: G protein-coupled receptor activity; olfactory receptor activity. Bases 1 to 2148 code for a protein of 715 amino acids. Gene Ontology annotation, biological process: G protein-coupled receptor signaling pathway. The record is from RefSeq and is a predicted model, not a curated record. Gene Ontology annotation, cellular component: membrane. Lineage: Eukaryota; Metazoa; Chordata; Mammalia; Macroscelidea; Macroscelididae.